UCUUUCUCAAAGUUCAGAAGUAUGUACAUCCUAUUAUAGUCAGUAAUACACCGGCUUUGCAUUUGAGGUGCGUAAUAAUCGUUAAAUGUCAAUUUUUACUUUGUGCCGUUGGAAACAUUCCAUGUGAUGGACGCCGAGCUCUGCAGCUCAGACCCUACGCCAGCUACAUAUAACGAUGCGCAGCGCUGCCCUGCAGUGUGGGACGGCGUGCUGUGCUGGCCCCGAACUACAGCUGCCGGUCUCGCUGUUGUCGCCUGUCCUGCUUACAACGGCUUCGACACCUCGCGAAGUGUGAGCAGGAAUUGCACCGCUGAGGGCACCUGGGCUGACUUAGGCCAAGACAACCUGACGGAGUUCUACAUGACUUGCCUGACGCCUGAGGUGCUCAACCUCCUGAAGACGGUCAGCGAGGCAGGGGGACAGCACCAGCUCUUGCUAAAAAUGAAAGUCGCAAAGGCAACAAGAAUCGUCGAAUUCAUCGGUUUAAUUUUAUCGCUAGCCUCGCUGUGGAUCUCCAUUGCAAUAUUUUCAUUCUUCAGAACGCUGUUCAACCGUCGUACACGUAUUCACCGCUGUUUGUUCAUGGCAAUGGUGGUGCACGCGAGUGUGCGUCUGGCACUGUACGUGGACCAGCUUAUCGUGCGCCGUGACUUCAGCCUCGAAGAAGAAGCUUAUCCUACCACGAGCGGCAUCGAGAAUAACGAAUGGUUGUGCAAGCUGUUCUACACGCUCCUCGAAUAUUCCAGAACAUCGAUGUUCAUGUGGAUGUUUGUUGAAGGUCUCAACCUUUAUCAGCAGCUAACUAGCAUGCGGCGCAGAACUAAAUUUAUUUACUACUACGUCAUUGGCUGGGGAGCGCCUGUAUCUCUGACGGUUGUCUGGCUCGCUGCCGUGGUUUCAACUAACAAAUCCAAGUGUUGGUUCGCCUACAAUCACUCGCCCAUUUACUGGAUCAUUGAAGGACCGAGGAUCGCAAUUGUCCUGGUGAACUUGGUGUUCCUCCUGGUGACGCUGCGCGUGCUGGUCGCUAAGCUCACUCACCGCCCUGACUGCAGCAGCGGCGAAGCGAGGCGCAUGCGGAAAGCGUUGCGGGCGACGGUGUUGCUGCUGCCGCUGCUGGGGAUCACGAACCUGGCGCACAUGGUCGCCGCGCCCCUCCACAGGUCCGUCGUGGAGUUCGCCCUCUGGUCCCUCAGCUCCCACUUCCUUUCCUCCUUCCAGGGCUUCUUCGUAGCGCUCUGCUACUGCUUCCUGAACGAGGAGGUGCAGGCCGCUGUCAAGCAGAACUGGAGGAACCGCCACCUGCAGCGACGCUUCCGAGGGCGUCUGGGGUCGUGGGGGUCCACGGCGGCGUGGGGGUCCAGUGAACAGGCAACCCCCCAUCCCCCAGCUGGAGGGGUUGUGGGGGUCCAGUGAGCAGGCAACCCUCCACCUCCCUUGCCAGCUGGAGGGGUUGUAAGGGUCCAGUGAGCAGGCAACCCUCCACCUCCCUUGCCAGCUGCAUGGAGGGGUUGUGGGGGUCCAGUGAGCGGGCAACCCCACCCUGCGCAAGUUGCUUGUACGUCUGGCCGCUAGCAGUCAAAAUUUGUUCUGCUUUUACAGUCACGUUGUAAUUUCGCAAUAUUCUACAGUUGUGAGGGUGAACAGUCAAAUUAUCAAAGUUGUGGCUGGUGUUAAUUGACUAUUUAAGUUGUUCAGAUAAUUAAUGAGUCCUGAAAAAUAAUAUUUGAUGAAUAGAGGGACGCGUGAAGCCCAAAAAUGUUUGUUUGUUUAUUUUUUAAGAACUUGAUUGACGGUGUCAGGGUCUACAUCAACACUGGGAGAAUAAAGGCGAUGACAUUUUUCGACACGCUCGAGCUUUUUAAAAAAUUCCAAAAUUACAGCUACAAUGAUUAUAGGCCCUAAGAAGAUAUUUUUUCAUUGUGUAAGGUUUAGAAGAAACUUGAGCAAUUAUUAACGAUUUAUAUUUCCAUAACAAAAUAUGAACGACGCAAAGUCCAAUAUACAGUAAACAUUCUCAAUACUGAAACUCAGUAUAGUUAUGGUACUAUCCCCGCAGUCAACAUCGAGAGCGCAGUUUGAGGCUCAGAAGAGCGAUAACAACAAACUGCAUCACCGAUUUACACGAUGUUUCCUCACUCCAAUUAAUACCUCCUGAUACACUAAAAGCGAACAUCUUACAAUGAGUCUUCUUCUUUUUCGAUGCACAUGAUGGCGUGUUUUCAACUUGUUCAACUCGAUUCUAAGCGAGAUAAAUAAUGAACAAAUCCAUUCACAAACACCGUCUUGAGUACGAGCUAUAAGAAAGACAUCUCAUAGAAAUGCGCUUCUCGUUUCACGGGUCAGAACCAAAAUAGACUUUCGUUCGCAGGUAUUUAUAUGGUACUUGACUUACAAGACUUACAACCUCAUCCUUAGCCAACGCAGCAGAUCAAAAUUCGUCGAUAAUUACAUUGGUUUCUCUACUCAUAAUACCUCGAAGUCUUUCGUGUUUUGCCGUUAACCACCAACACCACACGCACAAACA
Hyalella azteca is the source of this 2527-nucleotide messenger RNA. Its product is annotated as PDF receptor. Gene Ontology annotation, cellular component: plasma membrane. The coding region runs from base 127 to 1416 and encodes 429 amino acids. The transcript has 11 exons. Gene Ontology annotation, biological process: cell surface receptor signaling pathway; adenylate cyclase-modulating G protein-coupled receptor signaling pathway. The record is from RefSeq and is a predicted model, not a curated record. NCBI's taxonomy places the organism in Eukaryota, Metazoa, Arthropoda, Malacostraca, Amphipoda, Hyalellidae. Gene Ontology annotation, molecular function: G protein-coupled peptide receptor activity.